Messenger RNA from Fusarium redolens, 1083 nucleotides. RefSeq lists its product as uncharacterized. The record is from RefSeq and is a predicted model, not a curated record. The coding region runs from base 1 to 1083 and encodes 360 amino acids. Lineage: Eukaryota; Fungi; Ascomycota; Sordariomycetes; Hypocreales; Nectriaceae. Gene Ontology annotation, molecular function: protein binding. The transcript is spliced from 2 exons.
AUGUCGACUGCAAAACUUCAUCUAAAACCUCGUAAUGUUUCCCAAUUGUUGCGUGGUGGCCUUACAUUACUACUCGCGCCAGUCGCAGAAUCAUGUCCUCAUCAUGCUGCCCUGAGCACCAUGAGGGCAACCAGUUCCAAUGGGUAUCAGACUCGCUCAUAUGCUACCCCCAAAGGCGCAAGGAAACCUCUUCGUCCACCUCCCCGGGCACCAAAAUUUGUUAAUGCUCAGCCAAGCUCCAGCCUCCAGACUGACUUCGACCUCAAUCAAAUCUCAUCUAGGGACUUCGAACUGGCUAUGCGAGCGUCCGGGAAUCAAGUUGGUACUCUCAGACCAGAAGAAUAUUACGAGUAUGCAUCGAAGUUUUCAAAUGCCAUAAAAAAAGGAGCACAUCCUUCUCGUGUCAACCUCUGGGAGAACGAAAUCCCAGUAGAGGUUGCACACGAGAUGGCGUGCUUAUUGUGGUUGCUUAGGAGGACGAAAGCCCAUAGUUCAUUCUCGAUGGCAAUAUGGGCUUCAGCUUCAGCACUCAACUACAACCCUGCCAUCGUCUCUCUUGUGAGCCAGCUUCUCGCCGGUGGAUCAUGGCGGAAAACAACUGCGUUCGCGGAAGUCGAGAACCGCUUCAUGAAGCUCGUAGCUGAAGCGAAGAACUGCAAUGCCCUUACAGUCUAUGGCGAAUAUAUGUUCCAAGAUGGAAAGUAUGACCAAGCCGUGGUCCUGUUAAAGCAAGCCCUCAGCGUUGACGAUGGCGUCUUUGAAUGGAAGCGGAAGUGCCUGACAUGUCUCGCAAAGUCUUAUGUCAAGCUUGGGAAAGUGGGUGAGGCAAAGAAGACACUUGAGUUGCUGGAAGACUCAGAAUCAGACGCCGAGCUUGACCAGUUGCUUCGAGCAAGUGAUGCUGAGAUGGCACGUCAACAUAUGUACACAGAUGCAGUCAAGGGCAGGCAUGAUUUGUAUCGACAGCUUGCCGAGGUGGAAUUCGAGAGAGAAACAAAGGAGACAGAUGCCGAGCUGAAGAAGAAUUACCAUCUAUGGGGUUUGGAGUGGUCGAGACUGGCAGACCCCGGUGUAAAGUUUUAA